Messenger RNA from Wasmannia auropunctata (little fire ant), 1448 nucleotides. Its product is annotated as mite group 2 allergen Lep d 2-like. Gene Ontology annotation, biological process: sterol transport. Gene Ontology annotation, molecular function: sterol binding. The transcript is spliced from 3 exons. NCBI's taxonomy places the organism in Eukaryota, Metazoa, Arthropoda, Insecta, Hymenoptera, Formicidae. The record is from RefSeq and is a predicted model, not a curated record. Bases 89 to 541 code for a protein of 150 amino acids.
UUAGAUACUAUCGAACAAAUAAAUACGCGAGUUCCACACUGACCGAAAAUCAGAUCGGUCGCCAUCGUUUCUACGUGAAGACACCAACAUGAAAGCCCUCGCCGCCUGCAUCAUCUUCGCAAUCUGCAUCACGGCGUCUCUGCAGGAGACUCCAUAUGAUCCGUGCGACGAUGGACCUGAGCCCAAGUCAUUGAGAGUAGAAGGAUGCAACAGUUCUCCUUGCAAUUUCUAUCGAGGAACUGAUAUAAAGGCGCAAUGGGAUUUUAUCGCCAACGCCGAUGCGAAAGCGCUGAGACCCGACGUGAAAGUCACGGUUAUGGGGGCUACGAUAAACUAUCCGUAUCCCGAGCAGGACGCGUGCAAAUCCCUGACGAAGGGCGAAUGCCCCUUGGACGAGGGUGACGAAGCAACGUACAACCUUAAGAUGCCGAUACAGGAUGCUCUUCCGUCUGUGACCGUGACCAUCAAGUUCAGCCUGUUAGACGAAAACAAUAAUGUGCACGUGUGCUUGCAGUUGGAAGGCAAGGUGACCAACAAAUAAGCUCUUGUUUUACAAUCUCGACAGCUUUAACACAUCUAUGCGAUAAUGGAAUCACCAAAUGAUUAUUAGUUACUGAUUUUUCUCACACAAAAAGGCUUUUUAUUUUGUAUUCGCGUCGAUUGUUUUGAUAUUCGAGAGUUGCUUUAGUAACUUUUACAAUUGAGAAGCGAACGAUGACAUCGAAUUUAAUAAGAUAUAUAUAUGCACGUUAAUAGAAUUAUAUCUUACCUAAAUGCGAAGAAAAAGGGGAAUUAAGAUAAUGAAUCAAUGAUAAAAUGAUUCGAUUAAGCGGCUGUGUAAUCUUCUCGCUCAAAUAUACAACCUUACAUUCUUUUGCAUAACAUAAAUCGUUAAAUUGUUAAACUUGAGCAAUAAUAUUGUAUCAGAUCAGCGACAUAAUUAAUAGAUAAUUAAAUAAAUUUUUAUAUCAAAUUUUCUUUAAUGUUAUGUUGUCCUUUUUUUCUUUCAAAAUAAAUAAAAUCUAAAUAAAUGAAAGUAUGAUAACGUGCAAUGAACAAUGCACGCUUGUUCAAUAGAAUAUAUCGAAAUGAAACUUUAAUUAUAUACAAAUUUUCCACAAUUAAUUUAUAAAUUGUUAAAUUUGGGCAAUAAUAUUAUCAGAUCAGCGACAUAACUAAUACAUAAUUAAAUAAAUGUUUAUCAAUGUUACGCGUUGCUGUCUUUUUUUCUUUCAAAAUAAAUGAAAUCUAAACGAAUGAAAGUAUAUAAUAACGUGCAAUGAACAAUUAAUUAAUGCAUGCUUGUUCAAUAGAAUAUAUCGAAUUGAAACUUUAACUAUACAAACUUUCAAUAAUUAAUUCAUAAAUUGUUAAACUUGAGCAAUAAUAUUAAUUGUAUUAGAUCAGCGACAUAAUUAAUAGCUAAAUAAAUUUUUAUAUCAAAUUUA